Messenger RNA from Erpetoichthys calabaricus (reedfish), 5409 nucleotides. Its product is annotated as toll-like receptor 13. The coding region runs from base 332 to 3289 and encodes 985 amino acids. The transcript has 3 exons. NCBI's taxonomy places the organism in Eukaryota, Metazoa, Chordata, Cladistia, Polypteriformes, Polypteridae. Gene Ontology annotation, biological process: inflammatory response; immune response; toll-like receptor signaling pathway. Gene Ontology annotation, cellular component: membrane. The record is from RefSeq and is a predicted model, not a curated record. Gene Ontology annotation, molecular function: protein binding; transmembrane signaling receptor activity.
AAACAGCUUUUCUGGUGGGAAAGUAAAAACAAGAGAGGAACAGGAGAGAAGCACAUAAGAAAUGUUACUAAAAAGAUGAGAAAAUCGGUCCGUCAAGCUUUAAAACCAUGAGGGGCAGCAGAUGAAAUGGGAAGAGAAGAUACAAUUGAACAGAACCCUUUGCAUAUAAACAGCAGGUUAUUUUUGGAUGUAAUGAAGAAACUGGAGGAAUUGAAGUAAAGUUACAAGGAGUCAUUCUUCAUUUGUGGCGAGUGUGUUUUGGGUGGCACUGUUUUUCCAUUGCAAAGAAAGUGUUAACCAUGACACAAUAAUUCUACGUAAUCAACAGUGAAUGCCGUCUUUGUGGACAAGGAUUAUACAUGGGACAUUUUCACAGUUUCCUCAUCAGUUUUUGAAGAUGGAGAGGCAUAUUCUGGAUAAAGUUUGUAUUAUGUCAAGCUGUCUCUUUUUAUGCCUCAUCAUGUGGACUGUUCCAGCAGAAGGAUAUUUCAUAAGGAACUGUACAGUGCACGGCUCCUUAAACUACACUGACAGGCUUAAAGUCCUUUGCUAUAAGAUGAGCUUCCAUCAGGUGCCUUCUGAUAUCCCUCAUAACACAAAAGUCUUAGACAUUUCAAUCAAUUAUAUUUCCCAGCUGAAGGAAGGGAAUUUCAAGAACCUUACCAACCUGAGUAUUCUGAACAUAUCAAAAAAUCAUAUUGGCUUUCUGGAGGAAGGUGUCUUUAAGGAUCUGAUGAGCCUAUAUGAAAUGAAUCUCGCUCACAAUGCUUUGAGGGAGAUUUCAGGUGGCAUGUUUAAAGGCCUGAACAACCUCACGGAGCUGAACCUGGGGUAUAACCAUAUUAAAAGCAUUGAGCCUAGUACCUUCCAAAUUCUUUCAAACCUCCGAGUUGUCAAUCUGAGCUUUAACGCCUUGUUCGACAUUGAGCAGAUUCGAGAGGUUUUAAAACAUUUCCGUUUGAGGGAAAUAUACGUGGGAGGCAACAAUUUCUCAGAUUUCAGUACAGAAAAAAUAUCCAAUUUAUCUUUGAAUGUACAGGUCCUGGACUUGUCCUAUAAUCCUUUUAGAUACUUGAAGAUCACUUCUGACAUAUUUCCUAAUCUUAUAGUUCUGGACCUUUCUUAUUCCGGUUCAAAGAAUGGUUUCCAGUGGGAAGUAAAAAAUACAUCCUUUGUAAGUGGCGUAAAAAGGUUAUUUUUAAAUGGCACUCACGUGUCCUACUCGCAAAUGCAAUCUAUUUUAAGAAGCUUCAGUAACAUUUUAGAAGAACUGUACCUUAAUAAAUUACAAAGUCAAACAAUGCAAGACUAUUUGAAUGUAACCUGCUUAGUACUUCCUAAGCUCAGAGUUCUGAGUCUGCAGAACAAUAAAUUCAUUUCCUUGCAAAAGAAACAACUUGAAUACUGUAGGCAGUUAGAAGAAAUUGAUUUAUCAAAAAAUAAGUUGCAAAAUAUGUCAAAGACGCUAUUUCAAGGCCUAAACAGAUUGGGCUUUUUAAACAUAUCCUACAAUAACUUGACUGCUGUUCCGAAUGCGACACAGAAUAUUACCAGUCUGCAGACGUUUGACCUCAGUUACAAUAUGAUCAAGCAUUUGGAAAACUAUGACUUUAUGAACUUGACAAACCUGAGGUAUCUGAAUUUAGCUGGUAAUGUCAUCACUUUAAUCACAGGUUCUUUAUUUAGCAAUUUGUUUAAUUUGCAAGUCCUAAAGCUUGGCAGUAACCUCAUUUUGAGCAUCCAAGGUCCACUAUCACCCAGCCUGGGCAAACUGGAGGUUUUAGAGCUACGCAUCAAUAAGCUGAGCUCUAUAAAGAAUUCUACAUUCCUGUACUUGAAUUCUUUAAAAGAACUUAACCUUAUAGAUAAUCAGAUUUCUUCCCUUGAAGAGGGGUCCUUUUUAGGCCUACAACGCUUAAAAGCUUUGCUGCUGGGGAGUAAUAAGCUCACUCGGGACACUUUCAGAAAGACAGACGUGUUUACUGGGGUGACUGGCCUGAAUGAACUUCAGUUUUUCGAUAACUAUCUUUCAUAUGAAAGCACAGACAAGUUGUCAUAUCCUCCGUUUCUCUCGUUAAAGUUUUUGAAUCGUCUAACGAUUAACAGUCAGGGUCAUAACGGUCUCCUUAAUUUCCCUUCUAACCUUCUAGAAGGGCUUACAUCUUUGAAAGAACUGCAUGCCGGUAAUCUGAACAUUAAUGAACUGCACCCAGACACCUUUAGCUAUACGCCUAUGCUGUCAUUCCUUGACCUUAGUAAAAAUGUGUUAAGUACUAUCGAUUCAAGAGUCUUCCGGAUGGUUUCCAGCCUGACGGAAUUCAUUUUGUCUCAGUCUCGCCUGGAGUCUUUAGAUUUCCUCAUACGUGCUAACCUAACCAAGCUUAAGGUACUGAGAGGCAAACGCAAUGAGCUGAAUACGAUAAAUGAAACUCUCAUUCGUUCCCUUCCGUUACUGAAGUAUCUGGACUUGCAGCAGAACCCUUUUACUUGCGACUGUGAUAAUGCCUGGUUCGUAAACUGGUCCUUGAGCAACCCUCAUACUCAAGUGAUUUAUUUCAAUAAGUUCCGUUGUGGCUAUCCACCAAAUCUGAAAGACAUGACGCUAGAAAGCAUGAGAACUGAUUCUUGUGUCGUAAAUAUCAAUUUAAUAUGCUUCAUCUCAUCUACAACCCUGGUAACUGUUACCUUGGUGGUUUCUUUUAUUUAUCACUUCCUUAGGUGGCACCUUAUAUAUGGUUAUUACCUUAUUUUAGCAUUUCUAUAUGACAAAAAACACAGAUUUCAAAACAAAGAGAAGAUGAUUUGCUAUGAAUAUGAUGCGUUUAUAUCAUACAAUACAAAAGAUGAGCCAUGGGUCUUAAGAGAGCUAGUGCCACAUCUGGAAGAUACCGAGGGUUGGAAGUUGUGUCUACACCACCGCGACUUUGAGCCCGGUAAGCCAAUCAUUGAUAACAUCGUGGAGAGCAUCUACAAGAGCCGCAAAACGAUUUGUAUUAUUAGCCGAAACUACCUGGAAAGUGAGUGGUGUUCUAGGGAGAUCCAGUUAGCAAGUUUCCGCUUAUUUGACGAGAAGAAGGAUAUUCUGAUUUUGCUGUUUCUGGAAGAUAUUCCAACCAGUAAGCUGUCCCCCUACUACAGAAUGAGGAAAAUGGUGAAAAAGAAGACGUAUUUAAAGUGGCCUGAAAAUGAUAAGGGCACCCGAGUGUUCUGGCAUAAGCUGAACGUGGCAUUGAAUGCGGAAGAAGGUUAUAAAAAGGACCCUUACAUAAAUGAUCUGAAUGAAAACUGAUGCACUUUCAAAACUUUUGUUUUGUUGAACAGUACGACCUCCAUUCUGUGUGACAGAAUUUGAAACGUAGCCUGGCUUGUAUCUUGAAAUUUUUAAAUUUUUCGACAAUCACAUGUUGCCCUAUCAUUCUUGUUAAUAAAUUAUUGAAGCGCAUCUAUUUCCUAAUUGGGAGCAGGGGAUAUACCAAAUAUUAUUAUUAGCCGUCUCCUGCGGCCACCCGUGUAGUAGUGAAACAGGACAGUGAGGAGGGCCCUGUCUGGCUCCCCCUCCUGACGUCAUGCUUCCCCCUCCCCUCGGCCCGCAGGCUCUGUCUCAGAUUAGCGUGAAUAUAUCUCUCCCGCAAGCAAACUGUAAUACUGAAAAGUCGCCAAAUCAACCAGAAUGUUCAAGAAAACUCUAGAAAAAAACCUGAUCUAAAUCUGUUAAGUAGUUCUCUCGUUCACUAGCUAAGCGGAGGUAAGGAAAGCGCCGAGAAGGCGUGUGAGUGAGGAGGGCCCCGUCUGGCUCCCCACUCCUGACCUCACGCUUCCCCCUCCUCUUGGCCCGCAGCCUCUGUCUCAGAUUAGUGUGAAUUAAUUGCUCCUGUAAUCGAACUAUGAUACUUAGCGCGAUGAGAGAAGUCAUCAAAUCAACCAGAAUGUUCAAGAAAAUUAUAGAAAAAAACCCAAUCUAAAUCCGUGAAGUAGUUCUCUUGUUCGCUAGCUAAGCGGAAGUAAGGUACAUGCCCUGAGGCUGGAGCUUGAGUCGGGGGGGGGUCCCAAAGCCAAACCCCCCCCACCCCCACCUCGGCCUACUGCAUCUCUCUCAAAGUUUUGCUAAUAAAUCAGUACCGCAAGCGAACUGUAAUACUUAGCUCAAUGUGAGAAGUUGCAAAAUCAUCCGGAAUGUUCAAGCAAUAUAUAGAAAAAAACCAGGUCUAAAUCUGUGAAGUAGCUCUCUCCUGAAAAGCAGACAGACAGACAGACAGACUGUGGAUUUUAUAUAUAGAGAGAUAACUUCCUAAGCAGCCACAACAUUAAAAGCACCUGCCUGAAAUUGUGUAGGUCCCCCUGGUGCCCCCAAAAGCACUUUGAACCAUUGAGACACGGACUCCGCAAGACCUCUGAAGGUGUCCUGCACCAAGACAUUAACAGCAGAUUUCAUCCUGCUGAAAUAUACCACUGCCAUCAGGGAACACCGAUGCCGUGAAAUGGUGAACGUGGUCUGAAAUAAUCGUCACGUAGGGGGUACAUGUCAAAGGAACAUCCACAUGAACGCCAAGACUCAAAUUGUCCCAGCAGAACAUUACCCAGAGCAUCAAACUUGCCUACUUCCCAUAAUGCAUCCUGCUGCCAUAUCUUUCUAAGGAGAAUGACGCACACAAACCCGACUGUCCACAUAAUCAAAGAGAAAAUGUGAUUCAUCAGACCAGGCCAACUUCUUCUACCAUUGCUCCAUGGUCCAGUUCUGACGCACAUUGUAGGUGUUUUUAGUGUGGACAGGGGUCAGCAUGGGCACUUUAACUGGUCUGUGGCUAUGCAGUACUGCACUUGUGUGUUCUGCCACCUUUCUCUCGUGGCCAGCAUUAAUUUUUUCAGCCAUUUGUGUCACAGGAGCUCUUCCUUGGGAUUGGACCUUACGUGCUAGUCACACACAUCAUAAGAGCCUUGGGCGACCAUGACCCAGUCACCUUCCUUAGACCACCUAACCCACUGCAUGCUGGGAACAGCCCACAAGACCUGACGUUUAGGAGAUACUCUGACCCAGUUGUCUAGCCAUCACAAUCUGGCCCUUGUCAAAGUUGCUCCGAUCUUACGCUACUCCAUUUUUCCUUCUUCUUCCAGCACUUUAAGGAGAUCACCUGUGUCAUUCACUUCACCUGGCAGUGCUUUGAAUGUUGUGGCUGAUCGGUGUAAAUUGUUGGGUGUGGCAUCCUGUACCUAAAGCUUUAGACUUGUCCUAUAUUGUACAUAAAUCUUUCAAAAUGCCAAUCGUUAGAAAUGAAAUAUGAGAUUUGAAACAUGACCGACAGACAUUCCACUCAUAUAUUUCCAUAAAAUUAUAAAAAGAGUUGUUUUUAGUAAUAUGUAAAACAGUUUUUACACUCUUCAUUAAACUUUUAAGUUUGGACUGUUACAGUA